Limulus polyphemus (Atlantic horseshoe crab) is the source of this 7501-nucleotide messenger RNA. RefSeq names its product ankyrin-3-like. The record is from RefSeq and is a predicted model, not a curated record. Lineage: Eukaryota; Metazoa; Arthropoda; Merostomata; Xiphosura; Limulidae. Gene Ontology annotation, biological process: signal transduction. Gene Ontology annotation, molecular function: protein binding.
GCACAAGCGCCUAAGUGUGAUGAGCGUCGUUCUUCAAAGGCGUGGAAUAAGUAAAAAUAAUAUAAACCUACUGCGUCAUAGAAUAUUAAAAGGGCAGGUCUUUGUGGAGACUAAUUAAGAAAUAGGUUAUUUUCAAAUUUCGUGAAGUGAGCUAAAAUCACCGUAACAAUUACUAGUUUGUGAAAUAAACUGAAGAAUGACAAAAAAGGUAGAUACGAUUCACAUAAACGGAGCGACUGACGAGAACAACGACGGUAAUGCCGAAGACCAAGUCCCCGAAGCCGGCAACAUCUUGUCGAAAACUCAGGCUGAUAGCAGUGCAAGCUUUUUGAGAGCUGCUAGGUCAGGAAAUGUAGAAAAAGUGCUAGAGUAUUUGAAAGGAAGCACUGACAUCAACGCCAGUAAUGCUAAUGGGUUGAAUGCCUUGCAUCUUGCUUCUAAAGAAGGUCAUGUGAAUAUUGUUAGUGAGUUGUUAAAGAGAGGAGCCAAUGUAAAUGCUUCUACAAAGAAAGGAAAUACAGCUUUACAUAUUGCCUGCUUAGCAGGUCAGGAAGCAGUGGUAAAAAUUUUAAUUCAGAGUGGUGCUAAUGUUAAUGUUCAGUCCCAAAAUGGCUUCACUCCCCUAUACAUGGCUGCACAGGAAAACCAUGAUAGUGUUGUUCGCUUCUUACUGGCCAAUGGAGCUAAUCAAAGCCUUGCAACAGAGGAUGGUUUUACACCCCUUGCAGUAGCCCUUCAACAAAGUCAUGACAAAGUAGUGACCAUUUUGCUAGAGAAUGAUGCCAAGGGAAGAGUUCGACUUCCAGCUCUCCAUAUCGCUGCCAAAAAAGAUGACUGCAAGGCAGCUGAUGUACUUCUUCAAAAUGACCACAAUCCAGAUGUUACUUCAAAGAGUGGCUUUACACCUCUCCACAUUGCAGCUCAUUAUGGCAAUGAAAGUAUUGGCUCUCUUCUACUUGAAAAAGGUGCAGAUAUUAACUACACUGCCAAGCACCAAAUAACUCCCCUUCAUGUAGCAUCAAAAUGGGGAAAGGCAAAUAUGGUGUCACUGCUAGUAGAAAAAGGAGCCAAAAUUGAUUCACCUACACGAGAUGGACUAACACCCCUGCAUUGUGCUGCCCGGAGUGGCCAUGAUCAUGUAGUAGAUUUAUUGCUUGAAAAAGGUGCUCCAAUUACAGCUAAAACAAAGAAUGGACUUGCUCCUCUUCACAUGGCAUCUCAGGGAGACCAUGUUGACAGUGCUAGAAUAUUACUGUUUCACAAAGCUCCAGUUGAUGAUGUCACAGUUGAUUUUCUCACAGCUUUACAUGUAGCAGCUCACUGUGGCCAUGUCAGAGUAGCCAAACUUCUUCUUGACCGUAAAGCUGACCCUAAUGCUAGAGCCUUGAAUGGUUUCACUCCACUUCACAUUGCUUGUAAGAAGAACAGAAUUAAGGUUGUUGAACUACUUUUGAAGUACGGAGGCUCCAUUGAAGCUACAACAGAGUCUGGUCUUACACCUCUGCAUGUAUCUGCUUUUAUGGGAAAUAUGAACAUUGUCAUCUUUUUGAUUCAACAUGGAGCUGAUCCAAACAUUCAAACAGUUAGGGGAGAAACUCCAAUGCAUUUGGCUGCAAGAGCUAAUCAAGCAGACAUUAUUCGAAUCCUUUUAAGAAAUGGAGCUAGUGUGGAUGCUAAAGCAAGAGAACAUCAGACACCUUUACACAUUGCUGCUAGGCUAGGUAAUGUGGACAUUGUCAGUUUGCUGAUCCAGAAUGGUGCAGAAGUAGAUGCCACAACCAAAGACAUGAACACUGCUCUUCAUGUUGCAGCUAAAGAAGGACAAGAAGAGGUUGCUUCUGUGUUGCUGGACAAUGGAGCAUCUCUUACUGCUGUUACCAAGAAAGGUUUUACUCCUCUUCAUCUGGCUGCUAAGUAUGGAAAUAUUAAUGUAGUAAGACUUCUACUCCAAAAAGAUAGUCCAGUCGAUGCUCAGGGAAAGAAUGGUGUAACACCAUUACAUGUGGCAGCACAUUACGACCAUGCCAAUGUAGCACUGCUAUUGCUUGAAAAGGGAGCAUCUCCUCAUGCUGCUGCAAAGAAUGGCUACACCCCACUUCAUAUUGCUGCUAAGAAAAAUCAAAUGGAUAUUGCUACGAGUCUACUGGAAUAUGGAGCUAAAACCAUUGCAGAAUCCAAGGCUGGUUUUAUGCCACUUCACCUUGCUGCUCAGGAAGGACAUACACACAUGACUACACUGUUGAUUGAACACAAUGCUGAUGUGAAUGCUAAAGCUAAGAAUGGUCUUACCCCUAUUCAUCUCUGCGCUCAAGAGGAUCAUGUAAAUGUAGCAGCAAUUUUAGUGAAGAAUGAUGCUGUUGUUGAUUCCCAAACAAAUGCUGGGUACACUCCAUUACAUGUUGCUUGUCACUUUGGUCAAGUUAACAUGGUUAGGUUCUUGUUGCAACAUGGUACUAAUGUGAAUUCCAUUACAUCGCAUGGAUACACACCACUUCAUCAAGCAGCACAACAGGGACAUACUUUGAUAAUCAAUCUUCUCCUGGAGCACAAAGCCUCUCCUAAUGCCUUGACUAAUCAAGGGCAAACAGCAUUGUCAAUUGCCAACCGUCUUGGUUACAUCUCAGUUCUGGAGACUUUGAAGGUUGUUACAGAAAAUUCUACUAUAACUACUACAAACGCCAUGACAGAAGAAAAGUACAAGGUCGUAUCACCUGAGACUAUGCAAGAAACCUUCAUUAGUGACUCUGAGGAUGAAGGGGAAGAUACAAUUUUGGGAGACCAGUCAAUGCGUUACCUGACAGUAGAUGAAAUGAAGUCACUUGGAGAUGACUCACUGCCUAUGGAUGUUACCAGGGAUGAGAGGGCCACUGAUUCAAUGUUAAUGAGUGUUGAUUAUGUAGCCCCAUUAACAGUGGAGGAAGAUAACCUUUCACCUAUUCAUGUCAGCCACAAUGUUGAGAAAACAUUUGUGGGUAACUACACUACAGAUAACAUUGACAUAUCGAGGGCACCUGUUCAUGCAGGCAAGCUAAAAUGGAAGACGUUCCUUGUCAGCUUUAUGGUGGAUGCUCGAGGAGGGGCCAUGCGAGGAUGCCGACAUUCAGGUGUAAGAGUAAUAAUACCACCACGGAAAGCUUCUAUGCCUAUGAGAAUCACUUGUCGUUACUUGAGAAAAGAAAAAUUAGUCCACCCUCCUCCACUAAUGGAGGGAGAAGCUUGUGCCUCACGGAUUUUAGAGGUUGGGCCUGUUGGAGCUAAGUUCUUAGGACCUGUGGUAAUUGAAGUUCCACACUUUACAUCUCUUCGAGGGAAAGAACGAGAGAUAACUAUUUUACGCAGUGAUAAUGGAGAAGUUUGGCGAGAGCAUACACUCGAGGCAACAGAUGAAGCAGUUCAAGAUGUCUUGAAUGAGAGUUUUGAAGGAGAAGAACUAAAUGCCUUGGAAGAUCUUAACACCAAACGCAUUACCCGAAUCCUGACCACAGAUUUUCCUCAAUAUUUUGCUCUUGUCAGUCGGGUAAAACAAGAAGUCCAUUCUAUUGGACCUGAGGGUGGUAUGGUCAGUUCUACAGUAGUUCCCCAGGUCCAGGCUAUUUUCCCAGAGGGAGCACUAACAAAGAAGAUUAAAGUAGGACUUCAGGCACAGCCAAUUCUUCCAGAGCUUGUAUCAAAAAUGCUGGGAAACUCUGUGGGUGUGAGCCCUAUUGUCACUGUAGAACCACGAAGAAGAAAAUUUCACAAGCCCAUCACCCUAACCAUUCCAGUGCCACAGGCAGCUACCAAGGGCAUGAUCAAUCAGUAUAGUGGAGAUGCUCCAACUCUGAGGUUAUUGUGCAGCAUAACAGGAGGAACUACUAAAGCACAGUGGGAGGAUGUGACUGGAUCAACACCUCUGACCUUUGUUAAUGACUGUGUUUCAUUCACAACUACAGUAUCAGCAAGGUUUUGGUUGAUGGACUGCAGACAAGUUAGUGAAGUUGGAAAGUAUGCAGCUGAGUUGUAUAGAGAAGCAAUCUAUGUUCCCUUCAUGGCCAGGUUUGUGGUGUUUGCCAAGCGUUAUGAACCAAUGGAGGCUGAACUUCGAGUAUUUUGCAUGACAGAUGACAAAGAGAAGACACUAGAGAGUCAAGAAAACUUUACUGAAAUAGCUAAGAGUCGAGAAGUUGAAGUUAUGGAGGGGAAAUCUCAAUAUCUGGAAUUUGCUGGAAACUUUGUGCCAGUUACUAAGGCUGGAGAACAGCUGGCUCUUAACUUCCAGGCCUUCAGAGAAAACAGAUUACCAUUCAUAGUCCAUGUUAAAGAUCCCCACCAAGAUCCUAUGGGUAGAAUAGCUUUUAUGAAAGAGCCUAGAACAGGCCGUGAAGAGCCUUUACAGACCCCCAUCUGUAACUUAAAUAUUUCAUUGCCUGACGUUUGUAAGAUUGAAAAGAAACCAGUACCAACAGAAACUGUAACAAUGGAAAAAAAAUAUGGCUUUGUUGAAGAAACAGGACUAGCAUACCCAGAGCUUAUUCACCGUGCCGACCUUCGACUGUCUGAUAUUGCUCAGGGUUUAGGUGAAGACUGGGUUCAGCUGGCUGACCAACUUGGUAUUCCUGAAUCUGAUGUAAUUAGUAUCAGGAAGGAAUACCCUAAUGAUACAUCUCAACAAGCUUUGAUGAUGCUUCGUUUGUGGAUCCAUCGAUCAGAUUUACAGGCAACAGGCAAUAACCUGGAGAAGGCACUGAGAAAAAUCAGUAGAGAGGACAUUGUUAAUAAGUGCAUGUUUAAUGUAGAAGUUAUUACUGAUGAUGUAGAGAAGGCAGUUGCUAAAGCACAUCUUGACCAGUCAGGAUUUGAUACCUUGAAAGAUGAACUUGGUUCCUCACGAGAUACCUCACUACAACAAGAUAUUUCUUUUAAUGUGUCUUAUGAUGAACUGGACAUAAUGAAAGAGGCAGAAUCUGCUGAGGAAACCAGCAGUGAAUCUGAUUCUGACCAUGAAAUACAAUUGCCUAGUACAGUAGAAAAGAAACCAGAAGAAGAGUCCGACAAACAAGAAAUACAAGAACCAACCAUAUCUGAAGAAAUCUUUGACAAUAAGUUUCCAGAUGUUGAGCUGAAAGAAGAACCCAAAGUUGACCAAGAGUCAACUGAACCAGAAGAGAUUAUCACAGAAGUAAAACAAGGUGAUACUCAGACUACUCAAACUGAAACAAAGGAGAUCCUAGAUGAUGGCACCAUUAGGCAUACUGUCAACACAGUUACUAAGAUUACGGUUGUUCAUGACUUAGAUCAGCUACCUCCAGAAGUGAGUGCUAAGAUAGCAGAUUCAAAACAGUGUCCCUCAACUAAAACAGACAGUAGUCAUCUUGUCUUUUCAAGUUUGCCAGAUGAAAAACAACCAGAAACAACUACCAUUUCUACUGAUAUCACCUUAGGGCCAGAACUUGAAGGGAAAAAACCUGAAGUAGACUCACACACUGAAGAGAAAGAAUGGACAGAAACAGAUGAGUCGGGAGCAGUUCGACAUGUUAUUCAGAAAAAAACACAGAGCACUUUUGUAAUUAAAGAUGAAAUGGAACCUGAGGUGCAGGGUCAGAGGGAGGGUGAGGAACUAGAGAAGAAAAAUGAUCAAGAAGAAGAGAAAAUUGAGCUGCUUUCUCCAGAGAACAAGGAGGGAGCCACGACACAAUCAGAGGACCUUUCUCCAGAGAACAAGGAGGAAGCCACGACACAAUCAAAGGACUCCCCAGUUGAGAUUAUGGAGGAAAGUGAUAUUUACCCAGAGGGUGAGGUUCAGCUGAAGCCACUUGUAAUUACUCCAGAAACACAGCGUAGAUACAUGUGUAUUCCUGCCAAACAUAAAAAACAGUAUGAACCAGCUAUAGACAUCACAGGAAAAGAGUUGCACAUAGAUGAGACCUUUUCUGCCCCACCAAUAAUCACAGAUCCUGAAGAAGGAAAACUCUUUGUUGAUACUUCAUAUGUUCAUCGCUCACAGUCGACCCCAGAUUUUGUAAUUCUGACUGAAACUGAAGCCUUUACAUUCCAUCCAAAGAUGGAGGAGACAAAAGCAGCAGACAGAGAACAAGAUGGACAAAGUAGUGGCCUUUUGCAGCAAGAUAGGGAACAUAAGAAUGGUGAUGAUUAUUGGAUUGGACAGAGUACCACAGGAACCAGAUCGGUGACCACACAUACAGUCACCACAGUAGGAGCUGAUGGUCAGCAACAUACUGUCACUCAAGUGUCCACACAUUACGAUGAUGAAUUGGAUGAAAAUCUGAAGGAAAGCAUACAGGAGAUUAAAAACCAGUUCACAUCUGAUGAAGCCAGUCAUUAGGCAUUCUACAUUUUAACCACAUUGAGUAAAAGGUUGUUGUUUUUUUUAAGACUAACAAUGCUGUGUUCUUUUGGUUAGCUAUUCUUCCCAUAUUAUAUUAGUUUUAUGAGUGUUGUUGUUAAUGUUUCAGUCAAUGAAUUUCAAAUGCUUUUGGCUGAACUUAGAUUAUUUUUAAAACCUUUGAGGUGGUAGAGAAGAACUAAUGCCUUUUUUUUUCUAAAAACUCCAAAUACUAUGAAGAAAUGUAGCCAUUGCUAUUUUGACAUUCGAGCUUACUGUGCCAUAAGUGUACAUGUUGAUCAUUUAGCUAAAUGUAGAGUUUGCUUUACUGCCUUGCUUUGAAAAAAAUGUUGUAAAAACAUAUUAAUAUCACUAGUGUAUGAGUUUUAUUUGUUUUCCUUGUAAAAAUGUUUUUGUUUGUUCACAUUUGAAAUAAAUCUUUAAUUUUUUUGUCAAAAUUACCUGAAAACUUUAUUAAAUUAGUAUAUUUCUACCAUAAGUAAGCACACACACAGUAUAGUUAAUUUUUAUCGUAAAAAUUAUUAUAUGCUGAAAAGGAGACAUGGUUUAAUCUUUUUUUUCAACUUCUGUACAUUUGUGUUAAUCAUUUUACUUUACAAUGGGAAAGUAAAUAAAAAAUCUUAAUAUAGAGAUAGCAUGUUUAACUUUGAAAUUUGGAAAUUAUUAACUAUUUUUCUGAUUGGAUGUUUAUUUUUUACCAAAACUAUUGUCCUUGUGUAAGAGAUAUUAAUAUUAGGUAUUGUAUUUUUUAAUACUUUUUAAAAACAUUGCGUUAUACUGUACAAAAUAUAAUUCUGGUUAUAUCCACCAAGAGCUCUUUCAACCAGAAUUUAAAUAAUUGUGACUUAUUCAAAGGAAUUAGAUUUUUUCUUAUAUAAGUUCCUUACCAUUUUCAUCUACUGUCUUUGAAAACAUGCACUAAUUUAUGAUUCAGUCAUAGUUUUCCAUGGUAUAUAUUUUUUUAUCAGGCAGCUUACUAGUACAGUGUUCUAAAAGUACAUGUAGAAGCAAUUUUUUUCUGUCGUUGUUGGUAAAACAGCAGUUAAAUUCUCUCAGUGUUCAAGAAUUUAAAUUUAAGUUAAUGAAAAUGUGUUGUGAUUUAUACUCUACAGCUUAGUUUCUAACGCAAUAAAGCUUUCUUGUUUAGACAAGUGUUUA